CCUUCCUCCACAGUCGGCCCCGUCAGCGCGGGGGUGCUGUCGCCGCGUAACGUCGCGUCGGCCCGGCCCGGCCCGGCCAGCGGGCAGAUGUCCCGAGGUGCCAUCUCCACCGCCGCCGACUCGGCCGGUGGCGGUGUGGGAGGCGGGCGUCCGGCCCGAGGCCGCUGAGUGUGACGGAACUGGCAGGGGGGCGCCGGACGCCGCGGCGUCGGCGGCUCGGUGCGGACUAUGUAUUUCCUUAGCGGGUGGCCUAAGAGGCUGCUCUGCCCUCUGGGGAGCCCGGCCGAGGCACCUUUCCAUGUCCAGUCCGACCCGCAGAGGGCUUUCUUUGCUGUGCUGGCCCCGGCUCGCCUCAGCAUCUGGUACAGCCGACCUAGUGUGUUAAUCGUAACCUACAAAGAACCUACAAAAUCAUCUACUCAGUUUGGAUCCUACAAGCAAGCUGAAUGGAGGCCAGAUAGUACCAUGAUAGCUGUGUCAACGGCGAAUGGCUACAUGCUGUUUUUCCACAUUACAUCUACAAGAGGUGACAAGUACCUUUAUGAACCAGUGUAUCCCAAAGGCAGUCCACAAGUGAAGGGGACACCCCAUUUUAAGGAUGAACAGUGUGCUCCAGCAUUACAUUUAGAGAUGAGGAAAAUACUGGAUUUGCAAGCACCUAUCAUGAGUUUUCAGUCUGUGUUGGAAGAUCUUCUGGUUGCUACUUCUGAUGGACUACUUCAUCUUAUUCACUGGGAAGGAAUGACAAAUGGAAGGAAAGCCAUUAAUCUUUGCACAGUACCCUUUUCAGUUGAUCUACAGUCAUCUAGAGCAGGUUCAUUCUUGGGCUUUGCAGAUGUACACAUCAGAGACAUGGAAUACUGUGCCACUCUUGAUGGGUUUGCUGUUGUGUUUAACGACGGUAGAGUUGGAUUUAUUACACCAGUAUCGAGUAGAUUUACUGCAGAGCAGCUUCAUGGAGUUUGGCCACAAGAUAUUGUUGACGGAACUUGUGUAGCAGUAAAUAACAAGUAUCGACUAAUGGCAUUUGGUUGCGUGAGUGGUUCUGUGCAGGUUUACACAAUAGAUAAUACCACUGGAGCUAUGCUACUCUCUCAUAAAUUAGAGCUAACAGCAAAACAAUAUCCUGACAUUUGGAACAAAACAGGAGCUGUUAAAUUGGUCAAAUGGUCUCCUGACAAUAGCGUUGUAAUAGUGACUUGGGAAUAUGGAGGCCUUUCUUUAUGGAGUGUGUUUGGAGCCCAGCUGAUUUGUACACUUGGAGGAGAUUUUGCUUACCGGUCUGAUGGUAUAAAAAAAGACCCCCUGAGGAUCAAUUCUAUGAGCUGGGGUGCAGAAGGCUAUCACCUAUGGGUAAUAAGUGGAUUUGGUUCUGAAAAUACUGAAAUUGAGUCUGACCUCAAGAGUAUAGUUAAACAGCCUGGCAUUCUGCUGUUUCAAUUUAUCAAGAGUGUACUCACCGUAAACCCUUGUAUGAGUAACCAAGAGCAGGUGUUGCUUCAAGGGGAGGAUCGAUUGUACUUGAACUGUGGAGAGACCUCACAAGCCCAGAAUCCCAGGAGUUCUUCUGCACGCCCCGAACAUAAGCCCAGUCGGGAAAAGAGCCCAUUCGCAAAUGGGGGUUUAGAGUCUCAGGGUUUAAGCUCUCUACUUGGACAUCGACAUUGGCAUGUUGUGCAGAUUUCCAGUACCUAUCUAGAGAGCAAUUGGCCUAUACGGUUUUCAGCUAUUGAUAAGCUCGGACAGAAUAUUGCUGUGGUUGGCAAGUUUGGUUUUGCACAUUACUCUUUACUCACCAAAAAAUGGAAACUUUUUGGGAACAUUACCCAGGAGCAAAAUAUGAUUGUGACAGGUGGCUUAGCCUGGUGGAAUGAUUUUAUUGUCCUUGCAUGUUAUAACAUAAAUGACCGUCAAGAAGAGCUCAGAGUAUACUUGCGAACAUCCAAUCUGGACAAUGCCUUUGCUCAUGUCACCAAAGCACAAGCCGAAACAUUACUACUUAGUGUUUUCCGGGACAUGGUAAUAGUAUUUAGAGCAGACUGUUCAAUAUGCCUUUACAGUAUUGAAAGAAAAUCUGAUGGUCCAAAUACUACUGCCACUAUUCAAGUUCUUCAGGAGGUUUCCAUGUCACGCUACAUUCCUCAUCCUUUCCUGGUAGUAUCUGUCACUCUGACAUCAGUGAGUACAGAGAAUGGAAUCACCUUAAAAAUGCCACAGCAGGCUCGUGAUGCAGAGAGUAUUAUGCUAAAUCUUGCAGGGCAACUCAUCAUGAUGCAGAGGGACAGAUCAGGCCCUCAAAUCCGGGAGAAGAACAGUAACCCUAACCAAAGAAAACUGCUGCCCUUCUGUCCUCCUGUUGUACUAGCCCAGUCUGUGGAAAAUGUCUGGACUACCUGUCGAGCAAAUAAACAAAAACGUCACCUUCUGGAGGCCCUCUGGCUGAGCUGUGGUGGUGCAGGAAUGAAAGUUUGGCUCCCUCUCUUCCCUAGGGAUCAUCGCAAACCCCAUUCCUUCUUGUCCCAGCGGAUCAUGCUGCCUUUCCAUAUCAACAUUUAUCCCUUGGCUGUUCUGUUUGAAGAUGCAUUAGUCCUUGGUGCUGUAAAUGACACUUUACUCUAUGACUCUUUGUAUACUCGGAAAAGUGGUAGGGAACAGCUGGAAGUGCUUUUCCCUUUCUGUGUUGUGGAGAGAACCUCUCAGAUCUACCUCCACCACAUUCUGCGCCAGCUUCUGGUCAGGAACCUUGGGGAGCAAGCCUUGCUUUUAGCCCAGUCCUGUGCCACAUUACCUUAUUUUCCUCAUGUGUUGGAGCUCAUGCUCCAUGAAGUUCUGGAAGAAGAAGCUACCUCACGGGAGCCCAUUCCCGACCCUCUCCUUCCCACUGUGGCAAAGUUUAUCACCGAGUUCCCCCUCUUCCUGCAGACAGUUGUCCAUUGUGCCAGGAAGACUGAAUAUGCCCUAUGGAAUUAUCUUUUUGCAGCUGUUGGAAAUCCUAAGGACUUGUUUGAAGAAUGUUUGAUGGCUCAGGAUUUGGACACAGCUGCCUCUUACCUUAUUAUCUUACAGAAUAUGGAAGUCCCAGCAGUAAGUAGGCAACAUGCCACCCUUCUGUUCAGCACAGCACUGGAACAAAGCAAGUGGGACCUAUGUCGACACAUGAUUAGAUUUCUUAAAGCCAUUGGCUCUGGAGAAUCUGAAACACCUCCAUCCACACCUACAGCUCAGGAACCCUGUUCAAGUGGUGGAUUUGAGUUCUUCAGGAAUCGAAGCAUCAGUUUAUCCCACUCAGCUGAGAAUGUUCCUGCUAGUAAAUUUAGCUUACAAAAAACACUAAGUAUGCCAUCUGGUCCUUCUGGGAAGAGAUGGAGCAAAGACAGUGAUUGUGCUGAGAAUAUGUAUAUCGACAUGAUGCUCUGGAGACAUGCUCGGCGCCUAUUGGAAGAAGUGCGACUAAAGGACCUUGGCUGCUUUGCAGCCCAGCUGGGCUUUGAAUUAAUUAGUUGGCUGUGCAAGGAACGUACACGAGCUGCCCGGGUGGACAACUUUGUGAUAGCCCUGAAGAGACUCCACAAAGAUUUCCUGUGGCCACUUCCCAUCAUACCAGCUUCCUCUAUCAGUUCUCCUUUCAAGAAUGGAAAAUACCGAACAGCAGGAGAGCAGCUAUUGAAGUCUCAGUCAGCUGACCCUUUUUUAAACCUUGAGAUGGAUGCUGGCGUUUCUAAUGUCCAACGAAGUCAGAGCUGGCUUGGCAACAUUGGUCCCACUCAUCGUGAGAUAGACUUGGCCUCAUCCCAUGGACCACAAACACAAGACGCCUUCCUGUCACCUUUAUUUAAUAAAGGUGAUGAAUGCAGUAUUGGUUCAGCCACAGACUUGACUGAAAGUAGCUCCAUGGUGGAUGGGGACUGGACAAUGGUGGAUGAAAAUUUCUCCACGCUCAGUUUAACUCAGUCAGAACUAGAACACAUCUCCAUGGAGUUGGCGAGUAAAGGGCCUCACAAAUCCCAGGUCCAGCUUCGGUAUUUGCUACACAUCUUCAUGGAGGCAGGAUGUCUGGACUGGUGCAUUGUCAUAGGCCUAAUUCUUAGAGAAUCCUCAGUAAUCAACCAGAUUUUGGUUAUUAUACAGUCUACAGAGGUAGAUGGAGAAAUGUUACAGAACAUAAAGACAGGGCUGCAUGCUGUGGACAGAUGGGCCUCUACGGAUUGCCCUGGAUAUAAGCCAUUUUUAAACAUCAUUAAGCCACAAUUGCAGAAGCUCAGUGAAAUAACAGAAGAACAGAUUCAGCCUGAAGCCUUCCAGCCUGUAACUCUGGGUAAGACUCCUGAACAGACUAGCCCCCGGGCAGAGGAGAGCAGGGGUUCCUCAGGCCAUGGAAGCAUCCCCCAGGGUGAGCUCGGAGGUAGCAGUACAGUCAGUCAGAAGGAGGAGGACACAGCACAAGCAGAAGAGGAGGAAUCUUUUCAGGAUGGAACUUAUGACUGUUCUGUGUCCUAACAACAGUGGAGUACAUCACCUCGAGCAGUAUUAGGUAGAGGCAGCAUUCAAUUGUCUACACCAUGACCUACUUGGAUGAUUUAAAAGGGGGGAAAGGACUCAGCUCAGAGACUUAGAUUUUAACUUUCUGCUCCGAGAAAUGUUUGAUUUGAUAAAAAUGCAAUAGCAAAUCAUCUUUUCAUAAAAAUUUUUAAGUAAGUUACAGUAGGAAUAAAGGAUAUUGUACAGAUGUACAUGAGAAUAUUUUGGUUUUAUUCUUAAAGGUUGGUAGCUCUUAAAUCAUAGGGAUCAUUCUGUCCCCAAAGAGCUUACUUUGUCAGAACUUACAGCUUCUUACACAUUUUCUGGUUCAGUAUGUGUCCAGACUGUUUUUUAAAUAAAUAGCAAAGGUGCUUGUUGUAGCUCAUCAGGAGUUGAACUCCCGAUUUGCUCCCUGGCUGGCCCUCCUGAGUAAAUACCUGCCCUGCACAUUAUGGCUUAAUGUGCCUGUUUUAAGAAACUUGAUAACUGCUAGAUCAGUAUGGACAGAGGUGUGAGGGAUUACCAUCAACAAUGCUGUGAGGUUAGACACCACUAUUUUGUAUCAAAAGAACUAUCUUUAUGUGAAUACUUGUGUAAAAUGUACUCAAUGGCACUGUUCAUAUUUUUAGGGCUUGUAUUAUAGAUUCUGCAUGGCUAUUGUAGAUACUUGCUCUUCUUUCCAAAUAGGAACAGUCUUUAUAAAGGAGGACAGGUUUAUUGGCUUGGUCAUAAAGAACAAAUAUGGUCACACUGAUCAUGAAACAGGUUUGUGCAAAUUAAUGUUUCUUAUUUAUUGCUUUUGUAAAGUGAAUAAAAUGGACUUUUAUGUAAAUAGUCUGCUGCAUCCUGUAUUAUCACAUCUACUAAAAAUGUAAACAAUGCAUUCUUCAUUGUAACUUUAAAAAUAUUUUAUGUAUUUCUAGACGUGACUUAAAUUUUCAUACAUGAUGGAAAUGUAACUGUAUACACAAUGCUUCAAACUAAACAUAUCUACUGUAAUUCUAAUUACCUUAUAACAGUAUUAAUGCAGAUAUUUAGAUAGUUUGUACUGUGCAAUUUGAACAAAGGAAUGCAAUGUUAUUUUUUACAAAAACAAACUUAUUUUUAUAAUAACAAUGUAUUUGAUGUGGACCAAAUUCAUACCACGAUGUAUAACCUCUUUUUUCAUAGUGCAAUUACAGUUUAGAAAUAAAAUUUGGUCCUGUCCUUGCCUUUUACAGUGAAUGUCUAUAUUUCAUUUACUAGCCAGGUUUCUUUUGUAGAGAAACUCAAAACUUUUGAAACAGUUUAAUUCAGAAUUCAUCAAACUGUAUUUAAAAUUGAGUUUCCUAGUUUACUUUCACAUAAGAAAUUUCCUGAAUGAGGGGAACAUGUGGUUACUGGUACUUGGUCCUUCUGGUGCUACUUUUAUUUCAGUCUUUGUUUCAAAAUCGUCUUUCUCUAAAUCUUAAGAUGGAAGAUAAUGUUUCCCAUAUGAGGACAUGUGGCCCAGCAAGAAAAGAAGCUGAAAUUUCUCCUGUCCUAGUCCAUAAGGGAGACAAACCAGAAUUUUUGUGUUUGGUGUGAAUAUCUAGUCAAUAAACAAGAUUUACCAUUGUAAA
Choloepus didactylus (southern two-toed sloth) is the source of this 6119-nucleotide messenger RNA. It is a transcript of the gene RIC1, whose product is annotated as RIC1 homolog, RAB6A GEF complex partner 1. Gene Ontology annotation, cellular component: cytosol; Ric1-Rgp1 guanyl-nucleotide exchange factor complex; Golgi membrane. Gene Ontology annotation, molecular function: protein binding. Lineage: Eukaryota; Metazoa; Chordata; Mammalia; Pilosa; Megalonychidae. Bases 229 to 4497 code for a protein of 1422 amino acids. The transcript is spliced from 26 exons. Gene Ontology annotation, biological process: retrograde transport, endosome to Golgi; intracellular protein transport. The record is from RefSeq and is a predicted model, not a curated record.